This is a messenger RNA of Periophthalmus magnuspinnatus, 2494 nucleotides long. RefSeq names its product rapunzel 3 (gene rpz3). The coding region runs from base 212 to 1402 and encodes 396 amino acids. The transcript has 4 exons. The record is from RefSeq and is a predicted model, not a curated record. Lineage: Eukaryota; Metazoa; Chordata; Actinopteri; Gobiiformes; Gobiidae.
GCGUGUGUCCGUGCGUCUCUGCGGAUACGACGCGCACGCCUCUCCAUCGGUGCCAAUUUUAUCCAGACACCACCGAACACCAAACUUUCCUUUCUUUUCUCCCUUCUUCCUCUUCCACCCACACCGCGCGUCAGGCUUUGGAGCAGGUGUCCGCGUUUGGAAUCGUCCCUAGAUCCCGUGCGUAAAGACUGCGGAUCAGGUGUGAGCAGACAUGAGUGCCUCUUUGGAGCGCCUGGUGGCUCAGAAGAAGGAGGCCAUCGAGGCGGUGAUGGACAUGCUGGAGCGAGGAGCCGAGGUUCUGGCCAGCGCUGUGGGCGAGUUCCUCCCCCUGUGCGAGGCCGCCGCCCCCCUGCUCCGUCUGGCCCUCGACAACGUCCAGAGCAAGGAGGUCUUCUACGUCAAAGAACAGUUCCUGACCGUGAGGAGGCAGCUGGACCUGCUCUCCACGCAGCUCCACGACAUCGACGCCGAGCUGCAGAGGGCCCGGCUGGACACGCAGUACUUCUCUGUGGAGGAGAACAUCAGGAACCAGUUCAGGAAGUACGUGGACAUCCUGGAGGCCAAGGCGCAGUUCAGGGAGGUGAAGACCCGGCUGUUUCUAGAGCAUUUCUCCAAGAGCGGAGGAGACAAGAACCUGCACGUGCUCUACAGCGCCAUGAUGGGGACCAAUCUGUUUGGGGAGUCUGUGUUGGAGCUGGUGGACAGGUACCUGGCCCAUAACCGGAGGCUCCUGGAGGACUUCUGCGUGCGCAUGAAGGAGCUGUUCUGUCUGGGCCUGAUCGCUCUGCUGGGGCACUGUGCUCUCACGCAGGGGCCUGAGGAGGAAGAGGAGCUCAUCGGGGAGUGGAGCGCCAGGAUGGAGGAGGUGGAGGCCAAGAUGAAGGACACCAUAGCGUCGUGUAUCGAGGCCUUCCCGGAGCAGGCCAAAGAGGACUCCCAGCGCUUCCUCCAGGAGAGCGAAGAGGAGGAGCUGCAGCAGGUGGCUGAGGCUCUACUCCAGGCCCUGCUGAAGAAGUACGACUGGGUGAGCUGGUCCGUGCGGGUCAUCAAGUGCUCGAGCAGCGCUUACAGGAGCUGGAGGGCGGGGGAGCACUUCCACCACAUCACAGGGGAUGCCUGGUUUGAGGUGCCCCCCGUCAGGCACCUGCUCCUGGUGGUGUCCUACAGCAGCGACCCCAGGCCCGUGCCCAGGCAGAGCAUCCAGGAGCUAGUGGAGGCCCAGAGCCGCAGAGCCGGCCCCCCUGCGCUGGUGGAGCACCUGACCACCCACCUCCAGAGCGACCGCCUCGUGGUCCACGCCAUCACCCGCCAUAAGGACUGUGCUGCGGCCUGGAGCUUCAGUGAUGACUGCCACUACUGGGACCGGCACAAGACGGGCGCACUGUGUGUCCACUCAGAGUGAGGACACGAGGCAGGUGCUCGGAGUAAGGACACGAGGUGGACUCUCCUUGUGUGUGCACUCUGAAUGAUGACACGAGGUGGGUGCUCUGUGUGUGUGCUAUCAGAUUGAGGACACGAGGCGGAUGUUCCCCCUCUGUGUGUGUGUGUGUGUGUGUGUGUGUGCACUCGGUGUGAGGACACUAGGUGGCUGCUCUCUAUGUGUUCUAUGUUUAACAAAGACAGUAUAUUCUUUUCUAAAGCUGCUUCAAAACAAAUAAAUUAUUAUCAACUGUAAAUUAAGAAUCUCAGGUUGGGAUGUGUGUAUUCUCUUGACCAAAGGCCUUACAGCUCCUCAGACGUAUUUGACCUUCUACAUGCUAACUGUCCAUGUGUGCUCCUCCUGCCCCGCUGUUCACACUCACAACUGAGACCUAUGCUUCCUCUUAAGUUCUGGAUCGAUCCAUAGACUGUACAGAUGGACAAAAGUAGCCCCGUUAGCCGCAGCAAGACUAGAGUCAUUUCACUUUCUAUUGUAAAAUGGUGGCCCCUUUCUCUGUAACUGCUGCUGCGGCUCAAUCUUAAAAUGUCCGUAUCCACCCGCUCUACAUGAUCCUGCUGUUUUUAUCUCACUAUUUUAUCUGUAAAUCAAUAACAGACCAAUCAGGCGCCUUCUUUCCCCGAGGUCAGACACGUGCUAUUGUUAACAACGGGUUUGAUUGACAGCUGUCAUGCCUUGUUGCUAAGCGUCCACCCAACAGCUCAACCAACAGUGUGAGUAUCUUCAACAACCUCGCUCCUGAUUGGCUCUUUGACAAUGACACUCAGAAUUCCAAUUAUGGAACUUUGCCCCAAAUUAGCCGCUAUAACUGGUAGAUUUGACUGGCUUCAUUUGGUUCCAACUGAACGCUACGGAUGACGUCACGCUCCCUUGAUCCAUUUCUUUACAGUCUAUGGUUUAGUCCUAGUUCUGUGUGUGUGUGUGUGUGUGUGUGUGAACGGUGCCUUUAUAUUAGAUAUUUACCAUGUUCUGAAAAAGAAUAAUACUAACAUUCACUCACUUAAUAAACAAUGCACCAUAUCAGUGUUGCUAUGACAAUAAACAGUAUUUCACUCA